AACGUCGUUUCCUGGCGCACCUUGGCCGUCAUUUCUCUUGUUCCGGGGGCCUUGCAACUGGUGGGGAUAUUCUUCAUUCCCGAGUCUCCAAGAUGGUUGGCAAGAGUUGGACGGGUGAAAGAGUUCAAAGCAUCUUUGCAACGGUUGAGGGGGAAAAAUGCUGAUGUUUCUGUAGAAGAAGAUGAGAUCCAAAGUGCCAUUAAUGAAAUGAAAAACGAUGAGAAAUCUAGUGUUGGGGACAUUUUCAAGCGCAAAUAUGCUCACGCCCUCACGGUUGGGAUUGGUCUAAUGUUUCUUCAACAACUUGGAGGCACAUCGGGUGUUGCAUAUUACGGCAGCAGUGUUAUCCAAAAAACUGGUUUUUCAACCACUAUUGGGACCAUAAUCAUUUCUGUAAUCCAGGUCCCCAUUGCUGCCAUUGGGAUAUUCCUGAUGGAUAUAUGUGGAAGAAGGCUUCUCCUCAUGGUUUCUGCAGGUGGAAUGAGCAUAUGUAGCUUCCUUGUAGGAUUAUCAUUUGUAUUACAGGGGCUUAACCUUUUCAAGGACUUCACCCCAAUUUUGGCUAUCACUGGAAUUACUGGAUAUUUCACUGCUUUCUCAAUUGGGAUGGGAGGAAUCCCUUGGAUUAUAAUGUCAGAGAUAUUUCCCAUGAAUGUAAAGGCUCUGGCUGGAACUCUCAUCACAUUAGUCAACUGGUCAUCUUCUUGGGUCAUGACUUACUCCUUCAACUUCAUGAUGCAAUGGAGCCCUGCUGGAACAUUCUUUAUUUUAACAGCAACUUGUGGGUUCACAGUUAUGUUUACUUUCAAGUUAGUACCGGAAACAAGAGGAAGAACACUUGAAGAAAUACAAGCAUAUAUGACGAGGCUUUAAUUUGAUAACAAGCCCACUUAUGUGUGUGUGCAUAUGUAUGAAACUAUGAAUGAAUAUGUAUUCAAUACAAAAAAAAAAAUGGGCUUUUUUGUGACCAGGAUUAAGGGUCGCCAAGGUAACAACAUGGUCUAGACAAUCUUUGGCGACCGUUUGUUGUUUUUCAUAACCUCUUUUGGUCACAAGAAGCUAUAGUUUAGCUAUUGGAAAUUUAGUUCAUGGAACUAUGGAAGAGAUUCUGAAC
This is a messenger RNA of Linum tenue, 1114 nucleotides long. Lineage: Eukaryota; Viridiplantae; Streptophyta; Magnoliopsida; Malpighiales; Linaceae. The record is from the annotation of a GenBank genome assembly.